AUGUGGUGGAGCUCGGAAAGCAGGCCGAGUGGAUGUGGUGGCAUCACGCAUGUGCGUGCGCUUUCUGGUGGUAGGCGAGUCUGCGCAGCGUCGUUAGGCGGUCAUCUUACGUUGCUGCGUCUAGACGCGUACAACGCAACUUCCGGCGCACAUGUCGACUGGCGAUUCAGCACUGCAUAUCGAAGAACACACAAACGUACCGGUUCCGCCGACUCAAUGCGUAGUGCCGGCGGUUUAGUAAACGAUACGACACGCGCACGUAUGAGUUUCUCCUACGAAGCGGAUCACAGCGACGGUGAAGAAGUGGUAUGCGUCCGAAUCGCGCAUUGCAGACCGCACCAGCAACCUAUCACAGAGAUGCAUUCGGAAGGUGGCCGCAUACUUACUGGCGGACAAGAUCACGUCGUUAAGGUGUUCUCAAGUUCUGAGUUAACUGCACUGUUCACACUUCAUGGACACUGCGGGCCCAUCACAAGCUGCUUCAUAGACCAUGCCACGCCUACGAUAGCUGGAAGCGGGUCACAAGAUGGCCUCCUCUGUGUGUGGGACCUACAUACCGGCGCAUGCUUGUACAGUAUGCAAGCUCAUGACGGUGCGGUGACGUCACUCACGUAUACGGCUUCGUACGUUGUGUCUGCGGGAGCGGACGAGCGACUUUGCAUUUGGGAUCGCUUUCAGGGACACAUGCUCAACUCCAUUCACAUUGGUCUAAAUUAUAUGAGUCGCAUGCUGCCUCUAACGCAUACGCUACUAGUGAUGGGCGACCGGAGUGGACUCAUUGCCUACGACCUCAGCAGUGGAGAUGUUAUACGACGGGUGUUACUGGGCCAAAGCGAUGGUUGCAUAUUCGUGCGUCAAAUACUACCGCUAAAAGAUGCGAUAGUGUGCGACUACGCAAACCAGCUCCGCAUUGUUCGGUUCCCGCUCGUGUCGAAGCUGUCGGACAUGAAGAAUGAAUAA
Parnassius apollo (apollo) is the source of this 960-nucleotide messenger RNA. Lineage: Eukaryota; Metazoa; Arthropoda; Insecta; Lepidoptera; Papilionidae. The record is from the annotation of a GenBank genome assembly.